AUGGGGUUCUCAUUCUCGCCCCGGGAUGCUAUGCUAUACAUGGGUAUACCCGUGUUGAUAGAGCUUGUACCCGUGUUGAUAGAGCUUGGUAAAUUGGUGAACCAAAGCGUACACCUAUACGUAUUCAAAUGUGACCUAACCUGGAUUAGGAGACGACUAUUGUUAAUGAAUGGACAGCCCCUGUUAAUGAAACCGCUUCUGGACCCAGUGUAUGUUUUACUAAACAACCGUUUAUACCACUGGGCUGGGCUCUAUAUGCGGCUCACUAUUGAGGACCUAUUGGGUGACAGGUAUGAGGUAUACACCGAUAGUUACAAAUACAAUGCGUGGAGGAAACCGACAUAUUAUGAGGGCUUUGGUAACAACUCAUUCAGUGAUAAUUUUGUUAAACUGGUCACCACUAGGUUGAGGACAUGGGAUAUCAAACAAUUAAUGGAUGUAUUUUCAGAAGUUUCUGAGAGUCCGCAAAAAUUCCGUACAUUUUUCAGUAACAAAGUGUUGAUUCAGGACCAGAAUUGGAUGGAUGUAAUCGAGCCAUACCUUCCCAGAUUUAUGGCCAUACAUGUGGGCCAACAGUACCUGUCAGUUCCUAUAACACCCCUAUGUGUUGGACCCACUUUUGAUGCUCAGCGUUUAUACGAGACAUCACUUUUGCAAUACUGGUAUCAUUUGAAAUCUAAGUUUUAUUUUGAAAUGAGCAUGAACAUACUAGUUAACGGAAUCCUUACGGGAGACCAAAGUAUUUAUGACUUUUACGCCAAUAUUAACGAAGAAUACAAUGAUUUAUACCUCAAUGACACGCAAUCGCUAUUCGUAUUCAUGAUCUAUAGUCUCGACAUUAACUAA
Molecule: messenger RNA, 846 nt
Organism: Oppiella nova
Lineage: Eukaryota; Metazoa; Arthropoda; Arachnida; Sarcoptiformes; Oppiidae
Source: the annotation of a GenBank genome assembly